AUGAUGACCUCAACGGCGAAGGUGCGAGCUGUGGAUGAGAGCAGCCCACUGAUCGUGUGGCACGAGAGCGAGAAAUGGAGCCUGACAGUCUGUCCCCAGUUCCAGAAAUAUGAAUUCGGUGACUGCACGGGCUCCCUGAUCUCACUGGGGGAGUACUCGGAGCAGCUGAAGGACAUGGUGACCUUCAUCUUAGACUGCAGCUUCUCCCUGGAAAGGGCCUUGGAGAAGGUGGGGCUCCCCCAGAGAGACCCCAAAGGUCUCAGCCACACAGGAGCAUACAAGACAGCAGUGCCUGGUGCCCCUGUGGCUGGUUUCUGCUGCCCUCUGGUGGCCACAGUGAGGCUUGUUCCCAAAGAGAAGCCGGAAAGGCUGCUGCAGGCCACUUGCUCCAAGGGAGGUGACCAAGGACAACCCUUUCACAUCGGUGACCCAGAACGGUUGGGAAUCAAAGCACUCUCCAGGCCUGACUAUGGGGAGCCCGUGGAGUGGCGGCCAGGGGACAGCCCAGUGUUCUGGCCUUCUCCACUGACCAGUCUCGAAGCUGUCAGCACCUGCAGUACCUUGGGGGCACAAGGGGGCACCUACUUCCGACCUAGGGCAGAGCCAAGUUGGGGCGUGGGUGCCAUCUUGCCAUCCACAGUGGGCAAAGACGAGAGUGGCCGGGCCCAGUCCUUCCUGUCGUGGGCUGCAAAGGCUCCAGUGGCUUUCACCAGCACUCCAGGACCCACGGUAACGACCGACAGCUGUCUCAGCCCUGAGGCAACCCCAGAGGUCCACCACGUUUCCCAAGACCCUCUGCACUGUAGCAUUGCGUCAGCUUCCGCUGUUCAGAAGAUCAGAGGACAGGAGGCGACCAUCUCCAUAGACCCAGGCCGACGUAACGUUGGCCAUCUCCUCUAGGCGGAUGAGCUGCUGAAGGCCUAUCUGUCACUGUCCCAUGCCCACUCGGUGCUGAUCACCACGGGGUUCCCCACACAUUUCAAUCGUGCAGAUGAGACAGAUGACCCGCUGGGAGCAAUGGCCCUGGGCACUUCCUGUGGCCUUGGGGUCUCCAGGGUGGUCGGCCAGAGAGCCUUGAGCUUGCACAGGAAGCUUGUUGAAGACGCUGUAGAGCAAGGUGAUCUGAAGACACUGAUCCCAAUGUUAACUUACCAAGGUGGAUCAGUGGAAGACGCUCAGGUCCUAUGCAAAAACGGGGACCCCAAGUCACCCAGAUUUGACCACCUGGUGGCCACAGAGUGCCGGGAGGGCUGCCGACAGCCAUACAAUGCCGGGAGGACGAACAUCAAGCACGUGGUGGAUGCCACUGACCACCUUUUCCUCGCAGCACAGAGGAUUCCUGGAGUGGGCAACGCUGAGGACUCCACCAAACCUCCUCUGGUCGGCCAGGAAGACAGUUCUGGAAAGGCAGCCUCAGAGGCCAUGCCUCCACCUGGCCUCCUAGAAGAUGGUGUGGGGGCCCUGAGGCUCUCAGAAGCUGAGCACCAGCCGGUUCCUAACCUGUUGGCUGACCACACGCACCUGGAGGACCCCAAGGCCCUCCCUGGGUCCCAGAAGAAAAAAAUUUUGGACAUCCUGAUGCAGCACAGAGUCUGGAGUGGAGGCUUGGGUGUCUUGGACAUGGAGGUGGACAGGCUCCCCUUCCACAGCGUCCACGCUGAGAAUCAGAAGCUGGUGGACACCACCAAAGCGCAUGUGUGGCCCUUAAUGUCACGGGCAUGCCAAGUCCCUCCCCAGUGGCCUGCAUCCAGAGUUCCCCGAGACCCCAGCUUCUUCCCACGGCAGCCUUGCAGGUCAACACUGUCCUGGGCGAGCCACAAGCUCACCACGGGCCCAGGAAGCUGCAAGUCCACUUCCCAGGAGGAGAUAGUACCAGGAGGGACAUUUCUCUGGGCUCCCAGUCUCUGCUUUGGUUCCUGGUGACUUGGCACAUUCUCUCAACCCUCCUCCACACCGGCUGCUCCAGGCUCCCAUGCCAAGUCCACCCAGAGAAGCUUCUUGCCUGUCAUUUAGGAGGACCCCAGUGAAUGACUUAUUGCUUUGAGGCUUUAGGGAAGGAUUACUCACCACCCACCCAAAUAUUUAUGAUUUUAAAAUGCUCUUUUUCAAAUAGCGUUUUGUUUACUCAGGCAAGAGAUUCCUCCAGCCAUCACCUCCCAGGUUGUCUUGUCCCCUUCACCCCUGACACUGCCACCUCCUCCCCAUCUCCUCACCCCCACCCCUGAGCAGGGCCCCUUGGCCUCCCUGCACUGUAGGGCAGUUCACCCCUGGAGCCCAAGGGUGCUCAGGGCCCAGGGCGCAGGCCUGUCAGAGUCCUCCUGGACAGCUCUGAUCAGCCCACCCUACCCCUCUCUCAACUCCAGCUGCACAUUUUCCAACAAAGUCAGAAACUGAGUCACCAACCAUAUCCCAUUAUACUCUCGCAUCUUGGACCAGGACAGCUUCUUGUGUGGGACCCUGCUGAGUGACACUGACUCAUUCAGAUUGGGGGGAGGGGCAUAUGGCCACCCAGAUGCCUCCCAGUGUUUG
This is a messenger RNA of Ictidomys tridecemlineatus (thirteen-lined ground squirrel), 2529 nucleotides long. The record is from RefSeq and is a predicted model, not a curated record. Lineage: Eukaryota; Metazoa; Chordata; Mammalia; Rodentia; Sciuridae.